CCAAUUCAGUUUGACGAGAAAAGUCGCAACGAACGAACGGAUUAUCCAGCGAACGAACGAGACACCCGAAAAACCAGCACCAUGAAUUGCCUAUCCGCCAUGUUCAAGUACCUCCUGUACUUGCUCAACCUGAUCUUCGUGGCCGGUGGCCUCCUGCUGAUCAUUGUCGGUUCCAUUAUGCUGUCCACCAUGGGCAACUUUACCGCCUUCGAUGGAGCUGUAAACACUCAGACGAUCCCCAUUGUCAUCAUUGUCAUCGGCUGCGUCACCUUUGUGGUGGCCUUCUUCGGAUGCUGUGGCACAAUCAGAGAGAAUGCCUGCUGCACGACCAUUUACGCCAUCUGCAUGCUGAUCCUGUUCGGUCUUCAGCUGGCCCUCUCCAUCUGGAUCUUUGCGGCGAACGACAAGUUCCUGACCAGCAUGGGCAAGGUGGUGGACAAGGCCUGGGAUGAGAACAACGCUGCCCAGGGUUAUCCCAUGGACGUCCUGCAAUUGGCUUUCAAGUGCUGUGGCAACAACAACUACUUGGAAUAUGGAAACAAUGUGCCAGCCUCCUGCUGUGGAUACUCGGAUCGCGGCCGGACAUGCGAGCAGGCCAUCUACUCCCAGCGACCGGGUUGCCGGGCGGAAUUCGUCGACUUCUGGGCCUCCAACACGGACAUCAUUCGGUGGAGCAGUCUGAUCUUUGCCCUGUUCGAGCUGGGCAUCUUCAUCAUGUCCUGCUGCCUGGCCAGCGCCAUGAGGAAGCGCUAAAACGAGAGUCUGAUCUAACCCUAUAUGUAGUACAGUUCUAGUGUAAAAUUAACUUCCUCAACAGCAUUCUCCAUAAAUAAACUGAAAUAGUAUAAGCCCAAUGAAA
Drosophila serrata is the source of this 859-nucleotide messenger RNA. Its product is annotated as 23 kDa integral membrane protein-like. The record is from RefSeq and is a predicted model, not a curated record. Lineage: Eukaryota; Metazoa; Arthropoda; Insecta; Diptera; Drosophilidae. Gene Ontology annotation, cellular component: plasma membrane.